AUGACCACCACCACUUUUGAAUAUUCAAGGUACCUUGCACUCUGCAGAGAUGUAACAGCAUAUUCCGGCUGUACUCUCACACCUUCCCUAUCAACCACAAGCGCACUGGUAAUGUCUGUGAGUUCUGUGGUGACACCUUCACUGAACUCUGCAACCCACAUGAGCAUUUCUUCUUCAAAUGCAGGAAUUUCGGUGGAGCUAAUGGUAUUGAUCAAACUCUUAAUCAUCUUCCUCUUGGCCAUGCUACCAGCCGCUGUAUUUGUGUUCUGUGCUGACGGGAAAACCCAAUCCACUGGUUUAACCUGUUCAAACUAUCCACAGCUGCGGACGUUAACUCUAGUAAAUAGGUUAUCAUUCCGCUCGGUAACACUUCCACUGUUAACCUUCCGUUCCCUGUCUCCACAUUCCCUUAAAGAUACUUAG
Messenger RNA from Heterostelium album PN500, 423 nucleotides. RefSeq lists its product as uncharacterized. The record is from RefSeq and is a predicted model, not a curated record. The transcript has 5 exons. The coding region runs from base 1 to 423 and encodes 140 amino acids. Lineage: Eukaryota; Evosea; Eumycetozoa; Acytosteliales; Acytosteliaceae.